Molecule: messenger RNA, 1004 nt
Organism: Mollisia scopiformis
Lineage: Eukaryota; Fungi; Ascomycota; Leotiomycetes; Helotiales; Mollisiaceae
Exons: 4
Coding region: 8-592 (194 amino acids)
Molecular function (GO): oxidoreductase activity
Source: RefSeq, a predicted model, not a curated record
CAAAACCAUGGAAACCUCACAUCCCAAUACCAGAGCAGUCCAGAUCACACACAUAGCACGAGACGUGCUUUACGAAACUGAAAAGCCAUAUGCAGCAGACUUUUCAGCCCCGGAAAAAACCGGCAAUCAUAUCUUCGAAGUUAAAGACAUUCUCAUCAAGGACGCUCGCCCAAACAAAGACAACUUCAGACUCGAGAAGAACGGGUUCUGUCUACUCAACUCUCCAAUCUUAGCUACGUUCGAGUCCCUAAGCUAUAACGAAUCGGACGUUUUGGCCUACUAUCAGCAGAUGGAGGCUCUUGUCUUGGAACGCUUCCCAGAAUAUUCCAAGGUCGUGGUCCUCGAGCAUCAGCUUCGAAAGCGCGAUGUCGGGUACCCAGAAGCAGUAGAGAACACAUAUAACCAGCCAGCGAGACUGGUACACCACGACUUUACGACACGAGGACUGGUUCUUCGCAUGAAGCUGAGCUUUCCUAAUAAAGUAAAUGAGUACAUCAAUAAAGACAUGGAUUUUUUGAAUAUCUGGCGAGUUCUGUCAGGACCCAACAAUGACUGGCCACUCGGCAUAUGCGACUACACCUAUCGACCCUGAGAACGACACCAUACCAAACGAUAUGCUAAGUCCCGAAACGGUGGGUGAAAAUGAACUUCUAUUUGCGUGCCCACGCCACAAGUGGUUUUUUGUCAGUGAUCAGAACGUUGAAGAAGCUAUACUGUUUCGUAAUGCGAGUACGGAUUCAAGGAAAUCGUAUGCGUUUCAUUCUGCGUUUGAUUCAGGGAUACAGAGUGAGGUGCCGAGGCAGAGCAUUGAGUUGCGGAUGGUUGCUUUUCGUCGACCUGAAGGUGAAGUAGCGGCUUUGUAGGGUAUUCUGCGGAAGUAAAUAAGAUGGGAUAUCAAUUUAAGUUGUAGGCUUAUGCGCUAGGGAUUUUGAUGAUAUUGCAAUGCGUUUAAAGGAGAAUUAUUUUUCCAUUUAAUGUCUUUACUCAAUGUCAUUAUUGACAGG